AGUUGGGUCUUCAUCUGGACCUCUAGCUUGAAUUAGUUUAUCAGCUUUGCUUUACACAUUGUCUCUGCUACAGACAAUGGCCAGCAUCAAAGGAGAAUUUCUUCAUAUUGUUUGUUUGAUAUCAUCCUAUACCUUCUUUUCAUUUUCAUCUCAUGCAUUAACUGAUACACUUACACCUGAAGAAACACUAACAAAUAAUCAAACCUUGGUUUCAGCUGGUAGGAUUUUUGAGCUUGGCUUCUUCGGUGAUGACUUUUCAGGCAAUUAUUAUAUUGGCAUUUGGUUCAAAGCCGAUAAGAACAAGGUUGUCUGGGUUGGUAACCGUGAAAUUCCCAUAUCAGAUUCCUCAGGUAUUCUUCAAAUACGAUCUGGGAAUCUGGUUUUCAUGGACAGACGUCAAGUUCCUUGGCUACUCAAUUCUGGAAAUGUUGCCACAGCCAUAAACACAACUGCAACACUUCUUGAUUCAGGAAAUUUUGUCCUUAAAGAAGAAUAUACAGGUACUGUUCUAUGGCAAAGUUUUGAUAAUCCAACUGAUACUUAUCUUCCUGGGAUGAAACUUGGUUGGUCUGCACUAAACACUAACCAACCAAGCUUUCACCUUUUUGUUUCUUGGGUAAGCCCCCAAAGCCCUGCUCGUGGCCUUUUCACCUUAACCAUGGACAGGAUCAACUUUACAAAGAUUCAGGUCUGGCGAGGAGAUAAAGUUCGAAUGGAUAUUGGGUUUUGGGAUGGACAUAACCUGCGGUUUAUUUUUGACAACUCAACAAGUGGAAAUGACUACAAUUUUAGUCACCAUUCCACUGCAGAUGAAGCCUACUUUAAUUUUAGAGGCAAUAAGAAUUAUGACAUCGUGUGGUUUGUGAUGGCUUCCACGGGAAAACUAGAUCAGUAAUUUAUGGUGGAUGGGAAGAUUUCUUCUGUGAGUCAUGCCCUGUGUGAAAAUUCAACUGGGAGGUGCUUGACUUCCCUACCAUCUAUGUGUGAGGAUGGUGAUAGCUUUUCACAGAUUGAGGGAUCACUGCCAUCUACAUUUAACAUUGGUGCCAUUAAUACGGGGCCUAGUGGUUGUGAAACAUUGUGUGAGAGCAAUUGUUCUUGCACUGCAUUUGCUUCACUUCAGAAUGAUCAAGAAUGCCAACUUUAUUAUGGGAGUAAGCAGGAUCUAUGGAAGACCAUAGUAAAAGGGCCAGGGAUUAUUUACAUCCGCGGUACUGCUGCUACAAAUGGUGGUAAGAAGUGGAAACUCGGGUUAGCUCUCACAGUUUCUUUGGCUACCCUCUUGGUUCUUAUUCCUUUAUCCUAAUGCUGCUAUCUGCGUUGGAGAAAGGGACACAAAGAAGACUCAGUAACAGAAGGCAUUAUCAAUUUGGACCAAGAGAGUUUAUUCCAAAGGGCGACUAAUGCGUCACCAGUUCAGCAGAAUGCAGUUAGAGGUGCAAAUAACGUGGAGUUAGGCAGGCAGAAGGAUCAGGAUCUGCC
Messenger RNA from Rosa chinensis, 1482 nucleotides. RefSeq names its product receptor-like serine/threonine-protein kinase SD1-8. The coding region runs from base 77 to 895 and encodes 272 amino acids. The transcript is spliced from 4 exons. The record is from RefSeq and is a predicted model, not a curated record. NCBI's taxonomy places the organism in Eukaryota, Viridiplantae, Streptophyta, Magnoliopsida, Rosales, Rosaceae.